AUGAGUAGAAAUCCGCCCCGUCUUGAAAAAGUCAAUGGCCAAUUGCAGGCAGCAAAUCUUGAUGAUCGAAAAAUUUUAGAUCUUCUAAGAAACAAAGUUAAUGAAAUGAAAGAAAUGCUCAGAGAUCGAGAUAUAAAAAUAUCAAAUCUUCAGUCAAAUCUUGCAGAAAUUGCUAAGCUAUGAAAAUUGGGCGCAUGAUAUUUGCUCUGCACUUUUUUACAGUCAUAAACAUGCUCAGCGACUUUAUACCGAAAAUUUUAAUAAUCAAAGUAUUUCGAUCAAUUUUUGGCUGAAAAAAAAAUUCAUGUUACUAUGAAAAUUAGAAAGAGAUGAACUGAAUAAAUUAAGGAGUAUUGAAGAGCAAGCCAUUAUGUAUAAAAAUCAUAUAGGGUUGGUUGAAACGAAGAUGAAUGAAGAAAUACUGAAACGAGACAUGGAAAUUCAAAAACUGCAAGAAUUAAGGAUUCAAGGAUUUGAUGAAGAAAAAAAAGAAAUUGAAAUAGCAAACCUCCAAGCAAAAAUACAAGAAAAUAACGAAAUAAUUGAAAAAGCUAAAAUAAGCAAAAAUCAAAUAAAGCAGAAAGUGGAAGAAAAAGAGAAAGUUAUUAAGAAAUUGGAAGGAGAUAUAAUAAAUAGAAACUCUUAUAUUGAAGAACUGGAAAAGAAAAUUAAAAUAAUUGAAAGCGCUUCUGGUCAAGAAUCAAAUGAUUUCAGAAGGCUAAACAAAGAACUUAAAAAAUUAGCGCAUGAAAAUAGUGUGCUUAAGUCUUAACUUAACUUAUUAGGUUCUGUGUUUAACGCCAUUCACGGAGUAACCCCUCCCAGAGCAGCCCGCUGCUUCUUCGCCGCAUAGGGCCCGCCGACCGUCUGGGGCCAGUCAGCCUCGAUCUCCAGUACGCGCCUCCGGAGCAGUGUUGCCCGACUAAGGCGGCUCAUGCCUGAGCUACUUCGCUUGAGGACAUGGGUUGCCAUUCCGAAAAUCCAUAAAAAAUGGAUUUUCUGGUAGGCUUUCGGCAAAAAGGAAAAACACGAAGCCUGGGACGUAACGCCCAGUUUCACGCUAGGGAGUUGCCCGAUUGGUCCUAACGGACUUGGCUGAGCUUCCCCUUUCCAACUUGCGUGCCUCCUUUCCCAUGAGGAAAAAACAUUCCCGAAAGUAGACUUUGGGCUAGGCUCUGAGCACAACCAGAAUUGCUUACCUAGCAUUGCCGUCCGUUUCUGAAAUUCAAAACCUUGCCGGAUAUAAUUAAAAUAUGAGUCGAGUAUGCAUGGCCGGGAGGCCAUGCCCAGACGAAGAGCCAUAUUUUAAUUAUAGUGUGCUUAAGUCAGAAAAAGAGUAAAUAUAAUAUAGGAAGAUAGCAGAGGAGAAAUUUAGCCUACAAAAUGAGCUUCAAAGCGUAAAAGAAAUUCAAUCCAAAGCAAAACAUAGCUUACUAUCCCAGCUCUUUUUAUUAAUUAAAACUUCUAACUUCUAAUAAAAACUGUUUGUUUUAAUAAUAAUCUUUUUAUUUUAGGUAUAUAAGGUGAGCCAACAGUAGCAGCGGCUAAAAAAAUAAUGAAAUUAUUUUAAUUAUCCAUAUCAAAAAUUUUAAAAAUAUAUAUCGGGUAAUUAUAUUAUUUAUAAAAUAUUAAUUGAAUUUUUGAAUUAGAUUUUUUCUUUAUUAAAUCAAUCUAAGUUAGAAAACAAUGAAUAUAUGAUUGAAAAUGAGCAAUUAAAGUCUAAAAUAAAAGAGCUCCAAGACAAAAUAGAAGAGCACAUCUUUGAAAAAGAAAAAUCAGAGUGUAUCAGCAAAGAGAUACUAACUCCCCCCCCCCCCCCCCCCUCCGUGAGCGAACAAAACCAUUAGAAAAAUCGCCAUUUUUUGACCAAAAACCCACCCUCCGUGAGUGAACAAAAAUAUUUUUAAUAGAAAAAAUUUUAAUAGAAAAAAAUUUUGCUAUAUAAGUGAUAAUUAGUAUAAUGAAAUCUAGAGCUAAUUCUGUUUAAUUUUAAACAAAUUGCGUUUUAAAACAUAAAUUUUGCAAAUUAAAAUUAGUAUUUGCUUCCCAAAUUUUUGCAAAUUAGGAUUUUUUUUAAAUUUCGAAAAAAAUAUUGUUUAUAAAAUUUAUAUAUAAAUUUUUUUAAAAAAAAAAAAUUAACCCCCCUCCGUGAGUGAACAAAAUUUUUUUGUUCGCUCACGGAGGGGGGGGGGGAGUAAAGAAAACUGAAGCUCAGGAUACCCAAAUUUCAGAUUUAGAGUCAGAGAAUAGUAAAAUUACCGAAGAAAAUAUAAACCUCAACAAAUAUUUAGAUCAAGCAAAAUCAAAAUCUUUAGCUUUAGAGUCAGAAAACUUAAGGCUUUGCAGUGAGAUCUCUCAAUUAACUGAAAUUUCUAGCAAAUAUACCAAUGGCUGAAACUCUGAAUUAAAUAAAAUAAAAGACGAUUAUAAUGCAAUCAUAAAUGACUUAGAAGAAAAAGUGAAGUUUUACGAAAAAGUAAAUAAAGACCUUCAAGGUAACUAAUAAAUAGAAUCAUGCCAACAAUAUCAGGGCGAAGCACAAAGAUUCUGCUCAAAGCUAAAAAAUACUGAAGAAGCUCUUGAGCAAAGCGUGAGGAUAAAAGACUCAAUGAAAAAAUUCAAUAAUGCAAUUGACAUGAUAGAGCGAUCAAUUCUGUGCAUGAGCUGUUUGGAGCCUCUUUCAGAAGCCAAAAUUAUAAUCCCAUGUGGUCAUUUUUUGUGUAGAUUUUGCAAAAAAUCACAAUGUGUUGAAUGCUUGACUACGGUUGAAGCUACUAUUCCAACCAAUUUUUUCAUUCAACUUUGUGAAAGAGUUAACUAUUCAAAAACCCUCAUUUAUGAAUUAUCUGGCAUAACUCGCUAA
Messenger RNA from Blepharisma stoltei, 2863 nucleotides. Lineage: Eukaryota; Ciliophora; Heterotrichea; Heterotrichida; Blepharismidae. The record is from the annotation of a GenBank genome assembly.